This is a messenger RNA of Pyricularia grisea, 501 nucleotides long. RefSeq lists its product as uncharacterized. Gene Ontology annotation, cellular component: membrane. Lineage: Eukaryota; Fungi; Ascomycota; Sordariomycetes; Magnaporthales; Pyriculariaceae. The coding region runs from base 1 to 501 and encodes 166 amino acids. The transcript has 2 exons. The record is from RefSeq and is a predicted model, not a curated record.
AUGGCAUUCGGACUCGUAACCAUCCUCCACAUCGUAGCGAUCGUCUUCGCGAUAAUCGAGCUGGGCCUGACCGCUUACGCAGUGAGCGUCUUCUACAACCGCUGGGGUCCUUACGUCGUGAGCCGGUCGCCCGACUCGCUAAACUUCAUGGUCUUCAACUCAGUCUGGUCGCUGCUCGUGCUCGCAUACCUGGGCCUGACGCCCAUGUACGCCGCCCGCCUGUUUCAUAAGCUCGUCGCCCUGGGACUUCUCGCCCUCACCACCAUCUUUUGGUUCGCCGGCUCCAUCGCCCUUGCUGCGUACCUCGGCGGGCCCUGGAACUGCGGCAGGGACACGCUCUGCGGGUCGACCUCGGCCGCUGUGGCUUUUGGCUUCUUUUUGUGGGCCAUCUUCACCGUCCUGCUUGUACUGGAAGGUCUGGAAUGGAACCGCUCACGCAAAAGCGUCGCUUCCAACCCGCACCAGCCCCACUCAAAGACUACACCUUACAACGGCGCCUAA